AUGAUAACCAUUGUUUUACAUCUAAAUAAUCAAACAGAAUUUUCACAUUAUCGUUGGAAGAAAUUUGAUACAAAUUUCAAAUAUAUUUCUAAUAGUUCGAAGACGACGAUGAAUAUCACUGCAAUAACAUCUCACAAAAGAUCUUCUCAAUAUAUAUGGUGCGUUAAUCAUUAUGGUCCUAAUAAUCAAUUAAAAGAUUUUGUCAAAUGUUGUAUAAUAGCUAUGAUAAAUAAUUAUACUUUAAUUAUACCUCCAUUAUUUCCACAUCAUGCACAAAAACAUAAAGGUAUUCAAUUGUUUGAUCAUUUUUAUGAUUUAAAACAACUUCGUCACGCUUUAAAUUUUAUAACAUUUGAUCAAUUUAUAUCAAAACCUAAGAUCAAUUCUAAUAAAAUGAUGAUAGAUUGUUAUUUACAACAAAUUGAACUUGUAGCAGCAAGAGUAUGGUAUCCAAGAAAUACAUUAAUAUCAAUACAAAGAUAUUACAAAAUAAAUAUUGAUUUUCAUCAUUUAAUAAAUCUUUCUAGAAAUUUUCAUAUGAGUGAAUUAUUUAAUAAAUCCAACGAUUGUUCAUCUAUAUUUCUUCACAUUCAUUAUACAACAUUUAGACAAUUUUUCUUAUUUCCAAAUAUUUAUAUAAAACGAAUUUUUGAACAUUUAUAUCGUACUCCAUUGAUUCAACGUAUGACAUCUCAAUUAAUUAAACAAUUACCACAAUUAGUCAUUGGAAAAAAUCAUUCUCAAACUAAUCUUAACACUUUAGCUGUUAUUCAUAUGAGAAUAGGUGAUCAUAUCGUCAUGAAUAUAUCGAUGUAUAUUAAACAAAUUUUAUAUUUACUUAAUAAUGGUGUUCAUUUUACACAUCUACAUAUUAUGUGUCCAUUACUAAACUCUGCUGAUAUUAAACAAUUGACUGAUAAUCUUCCAAUAGUAUUUACUACUUCACAACACUUAUUACCUCAUGUAAAUUUUGUCUUAGAUAGUUACUUAUUUGAUGUUUUAGAACAAGAAAUAGCUUAUCAAGCUCCAAUUUUUAUUGCAUCACCAUGGACAACUUAUUCAGCAACAGUCUUAAUGCAAAAAGUAUAUCAAGAGCAAGGAACUGUAUAUGUACUUUCUACUAAAAAAAAUAAUCAUCCAUUACUUGUUACGAAACAAAAUGUGAAAUAUUUCGAACAAUAG
Messenger RNA from Rotaria sordida, 1182 nucleotides. The record is from the annotation of a GenBank genome assembly. Lineage: Eukaryota; Metazoa; Rotifera; Eurotatoria; Philodinida; Philodinidae.